Etheostoma cragini (Arkansas darter) is the source of this 1605-nucleotide messenger RNA. Its product is annotated as scavenger receptor class A member 5-like. The record is from RefSeq and is a predicted model, not a curated record. NCBI's taxonomy places the organism in Eukaryota, Metazoa, Chordata, Actinopteri, Perciformes, Percidae. The transcript is spliced from 8 exons. Bases 7 to 1122 code for a protein of 371 amino acids. Gene Ontology annotation, cellular component: membrane.
GAGGACAUGGAGAACAAGGCCAUGUAUCUGAGCACGUAUGAAGAGAGAGAGAGCGGCUCCAUGUAUGAAGACGCCUACGAUGGACACAACCUGUCCAAACUCAACCUGUGUGACGAAGUGUACCUGAACAGGAGGUCCUGGUCAUGGAGCCAGGUGGAGGCCCGGGACACCUCCGCCGUCAGGCCCGUCAGGUUCCUGCCGGUGGAGCUGCUCAGGGAGGACAACCUGUCGUCCAGCUGCACCAGGUGUCAGGUGUCCUACCUUGAUGAGGAUCUCCAGCCUCUGCAGCCAGUCGCUGUGGUUCUGGAAGAGGUUCUCCAGCUUCCAGAUGUUCUCCAGAAGGUCGCCCUGAGGGGACGCCUCGCCCGGAGUAACGCGGGUCACGUUCUCCGUCUGCACGUCCUGUCGCUUUGUGUUUGCAGGGAAACGUCGGGACAGAUGAGCCGGCUGAGAGAGAAACUGGACGACGUCAGCUGGACGGUGGGAGCUGUCAAUCACACCUUCAGCAACGACAUCAGCAUUCACCACUUGAAGAUACAAGACUUGCAGAUCCAGAUCAGCAACAUCACAGAGGACACCAGCAGCUUGUGGGUGACCCACGUCCACACGGAGGCCCAGCUGAGGAACGAGAUGGAGAUCCUCAACACAAUCACAGAGGACCUCCGGCUGAAGGACUGGGAGCACUCCCUGGCCCUGAAGAACCUCACCGUAUUCGAAGGUCCACCCGGGCCAAAGGGAGCGAAGGGAGAUACUGGACCACUUGGGCCCCCCGGGAUUCCUGGGGUGACAGGCUUGAGAGUGGAGGAGACCCUGGUGCGGCUGGUGAACGGGUCAGGUCCUCAUGAAGGUCGUGUGGAGGUCUUCCACGAACGCCGCUGGGGGACGGUGUGUGACGACGUCUGGGACAAGAAGGAUGGAGACGUGGUGUGUAGGAUGCUCGGAUACCGAGGAGCUGCUGACGUCCAUAAGACCGGACGCUUUGGACAGGGUACUGGUCUGAUCUGGAUGGACGAUGUGGCGUGUGCAGGGAGCGAAGACACCAUCCAUCAGUGCAAGUUUGCUGGAUGGGGCAAAACCAACUGCGGCCACGUGGAGGAUGCCGGCGUAACGUGCGCCGUCUAAAACCCCCAUGAUCCGGUCCCUGCUGCAGCGGCCGGGCAGCUCCUCUCACACAGUGCCUUCAACUUUUAAGUAGGGAUAAGGUGCCCAACGCCCUGCCGUCGCCAGGGUAUCACACCAGCGGUAUGUUGUUUUUUACCUGCGGAGAAAAGGGACAAACCUCCAUGUUCUACAUGUUGUGCAUGAGUAAAUCUGCAGCUUUUGGUUUUACCUGCAAGACUGAACCGUGGGAGCAAAGACACACAUUUCAGACUGAGCAACAUAAGAGCACGACAGGACACUUCAUCAGGACUGGAUUACAGACCUCAUGUCUUCAGUGAAGCCAAAGGUCAACUUCCAUUUAGUCAACAGCGUUCAGUUCUGCCCGGAUGUGCCUCAUUUCGACCAGAUGUCCGUCACAUUCGACUUUCUCUGUGUUGGCGCUCUGACCUGCGGCUGAGUUCUGAGGACUAGUGUUGACUUCUCCUCAGAUCUCUGCAGGGCCUU